AUGGCGUCACUCCCAAGUUAUACUGUCGCUGGGAGGACCCGAUCGUCUGAUGGCGUCACGUCCAAUAGCGAUGAUACAACUACGUUUGAUAGCACCUCAUCCCAGACCAACUCGAGUGAGGACACCGAGACCGUAUUCUUAAACAAAGCCGCUUCAACUCCAAGCGCUCUCGAAAAUGCGACUCAGGUCACCGACAAGGCUACUGGACGACACACGGAUAUCGAGGAACCCCGCAAAUGUUGGAUUUGCUACACCGACGAGACAGAGGACUCGCCACUGAAUUUAGAAUGGCGAUCUCCAUGCCCAUGUGCCUUGACAGCGCAUGAGGCUUGUCUGCUUGAUUGGCUUGCAGAUCUUGAGAACCCUCGCUCCCGCAGGCGAAAUGGUGACGCCAAAAUGCAGUGCCCUCAGUGUAAAUCCGAGAUUGUCGUCACGCGGCCACGAAGCUACAUCGUUGACUCUUUGCGUAUGAUGGAGAGAGUGGCGGGACGGCUCGUCCUCCCGGGGAUGGUUUUCACGGUGGCGGGCACAGUGUGGGCAGGCUGCUGCGCGCAUGGUGCGUACUCGAUGCAUCUUGUAUUUGGUUCGGAAGAGGCCAGGCAUAUUCUUGAGGACAGUGUUGAUGGCCCUUGGAACCCUGGAAUGAACCUCGGUCUACCCCUCAUCCCGCUCGUCCUGAUCUUUUCUCGCACUCGUUACGCCGAGGGCCUUCUUCCGGCGAUUCCCGUCCUAUUCUUCGCUGCGCACAGCCCGGGUCAAGAGCCCGACCUCGAUCUUUGGCCGCCUACACCGGCGAUGACUUUCGCUGCUCUGCCAUAUGUGAAAAGCUUCUAUGGUGCGCUGUACGAUCGCGUGUUCGGUGCACUGGAGCGUAAAUGGAUCGCAGAGGUACAACCUCGCGCAGCCGAAGACAUUCUGGAUGAUGCACAGCAGCAGGACCAAGCGGAGGGACUGAAUCGAUUUGGCGACAAUGCUAAUGGUCAAAUUCUCAUGGAGAUUGAUCUCGAGUUACAGGUAGGGAUGGGCAAUGACGACGAGCUUGUCGGUGCUCCAGCUCUUCCCGCUGCCGAUAACAACGAUGGCGCUGACAUAGGCGCCCAGGACGGACAAGCUCAAGGCCAGCCCGCAGGCCAGAACAACGGACAGGGAAUGGAUCUAGGCCGACGUCAAAACGAAAUCAUUCACGACACCGGAAACCUCACCGAUAUUGUUCUCGGAGCUCUCGUGUUCCCGGCUAUCUCUGCAUCGGUGGGUGGCCUUCUGAAAUAUGUCCUCCCUAAAUCUUGGACCACGCCAUCUUCGGUUUUGGAGCGCAGCCGCCCCGGACUUCUCCAAACUCGUUGGGGCCGUAGCGUCGUCGGCGGCUGUAUGUUUGUGCUGCUGAAAGACGCACUUGUUCUCUAUUGCCGGUGGAAGCUGGCCCAAACACACCGGCGGCGCAAGGUUCUGAAUUACGAGCGGUCCAAGGCCAGAAAAGGGACAUCGAAGCGGUAA
Penicillium pulvis is the source of this 1494-nucleotide messenger RNA. Its product is annotated as RING finger domain protein. The transcript has a single exon. The coding region runs from base 1 to 1494 and encodes 497 amino acids. The record is from RefSeq and is a predicted model, not a curated record. Gene Ontology annotation, molecular function: zinc ion binding. Lineage: Eukaryota; Fungi; Ascomycota; Eurotiomycetes; Eurotiales; Aspergillaceae.